AUGGCCAACGCGCAAAACAACAAGUCGACAGCCUUUAUACACUGGACUUCAGCUCAUAAUUACACGACAAAGCUCAAUUAUGAUGGUAGAGGAAUGGAACUGAGCGAUUUGAAAUACUAUAAUGGUAAACUUUUGGCUGUAGAUGACAAGACUGGAGUUAUUUUCAGGCUGGACGGAAAGAAGGCAAUCCCGUGGGCCAUUCUUUCACAAGGAGAUAGCACUGUAGAAGGAUUUUUCAAAGGAGAAUGGUUUACUGUGAAGGAUGGCAAUUUAUAUUGUGGCAGCAAUGGAAAAGAAUGGACUACACCGACCGGAGAAUACGUGAAUGAUAAUCCCAUGUACGUAAAGAGGAUCUCCCCUGAAGGAGGCGUUGAAGUCGAAGACUGGGUUCAACGUUACAUAACAUUAAGAGCAGCAAUAGACAUUCAUUUCCCAGGAUACAUAAUCCACGAAGCAGUCCAGUGGUCUGAUCUACAUAAAGUGAACAACGAAGGAUCAUUGUGUACAAUUUCGAUGAAAUUUUGUAAAUGGUUCUUCCUUCCGCGACACCUUUCAAAAUAUGCUUAUAAUGAUGAAACUGCACAGAAAAUGGGUACUUUACAUUUUCUAGUUGCGCUAUUAGUUUUGAAAGCUAUGCAUGCUAUGCAUUUGAGAACGAAUGUCCUACUGAUUGCAAGUGAUGAUAUGAAAGAAAUAAAUGCUGUAUCAAUUGGCCAAGAAGUCGCUACCAGGGGAUUCAGUGCUUUUCAGUUUGUUCCUGGUACUGAUGAUAGUAUCAUUGUCGCUUUGAAGACCGAAGAAGUUGACGGGAAACCUCUUUCAUCGUAUAUUAUGGUCUUCUCUAUCACAGGCAAUGUUAUUCUCGACGAGACGAGAAUUCCCGAGAAUUACAAAUAUGAAGGAAUCGAGUUUCUCUACGAAGAAGUUUUGAAAAAUUUGAUAGCCUAA
This is a messenger RNA of Strongylus vulgaris, 948 nucleotides long. Lineage: Eukaryota; Metazoa; Nematoda; Chromadorea; Rhabditida; Strongylidae. The record is from the annotation of a GenBank genome assembly.